AAUGAACUGCUGCAAUUAAAAUAUUUCGAUAAAAAACAAAAGAAAAAACAAAUAAACUUACUGAGAAAGAAAAUAACAAUAAGUACGUACUUAAAAACAAGUCAACAAAGAAAGGGAAGAAUUUAUUUCAGGGUAAAAGAAAAUUCCAUAAGACGUAAAUCGAAUGAAGUUAUUAAAGGGCAACAAAAUACAGACUUUGGGAGUGUGUUUUCACUGAGUUUUCUAGCAAAUAUAUUUUAGGCAAACGUUUUUGGUCCAAUAUUUCUUCAUAUGGGUAAUAAUAUUACAUAUGAACUGGAAGAUUUCGACGAUUAUGUGAGCGACGAUAGUUCACUUAGUUUUGAUAAUGGUGACCACUUAAGUUUCGCUUACUCUAUGGUUCUGUCUCAGAUUGUACGACAAGAUACGCAAGCAAUGCCACCAGUGAUACGUAAGAAACCAGAUUUAAGAAUAUUUCGUCAUACUAUGAUGUACAAAGAGAUCAAGGCCCUGAGUGGGUUUCCGGCCAAUAGCAAGAAACCCAAUGAACGUUGGUGCCUAGCUCGCGGUUUAAUGAAACGUGAAAAUGGUUUAUCCGUUUGUAAGCGUGGUGCAUUCAGCGCCAAUCAACAAAGACGAAUUGGCAACUUUUUUGUGCCCAACAAAAAAGUUGACCGCCUAAUGUCGUUAGACUCAAAGAUUUAUAUUUGUAAAUUCAAUAAUGAUGGUUCACGUCUACUAACUGCCACCCAAGAUGGUACGGUUCGUAUAUUUGACGCCUCCAAAGGUACGUACCAUCGCAUCCAACGUCUCAAGGUCAGAGAUGUUAAUUGGAGUAUACUGGAUAUAGAUUUUAGUCCUUGUGGUCGUUUCUUUACUUAUUCCACCUGGGAAGAUGUAUUUCACGUUACUCCCAUGGAAGGCGAUGGCACUGAUGCUGAAACAUAUAACACUGGUAAUGAACGAUAUCGCGCUGGUAUGUUUUCGGUGAGAUUUUCACCGUGUGGUCGCAAUAUGAUUGCUGGGCUAACUGAUUCCAAAAUUGUUGUGUGCGAUCGUGAAACUCGCCAUGUUUCAACAAUUCGUACCGAAAACUCAUUUUCAGUUGAUAUCAAUGCCGUCAGCUAUGUGAGCGAUCAAGAUCCAAAUUUAAUUGUAAGUGGUUGCCAUAACGGCAUUAUCAAACUUUGGGACCUUCGGUGUUCGAGUGGAUGUUCUCACCGCUCUACCAAAGCUAGUAGUGUUUUUCUAGGACAUUUCGAUAGCAUUACUUAUAUAGACCCACGAAAUGAUGGACAUUAUGUGUUGAGCAAUUCCAAAGAUCAAAGUAUUAAAAUAUGGGAUUUACGUCAACCAACACCCAAAAGUAAAUUACGAAGUCAUCCAAAUUCUCCAUUAAUUUCUUGGGAUUAUCGCGUCAGCCAGGUGCCUAGAGAAUAUUAUAAUCCCACCAAAGUUUUAGAUGGAGAUGUUAGUGUCAUGACUUAUCGGGGUCAUCGUGUAACUAAAACCUUGUUGCGCGCUAGAUUUUCACCAGCUGUCCAGACAGGUCAACGUUAUAUAUACACCGGCUGUAGUACAGGAAGAAUCAUCAUUUAUGAUGUCUUAACUGGUCAUAUUAAAGAAGCCAUAGAAAGUCAUCGCUAUGUAAUAAGAGAUUUACAUUGGCAUCCUGUUCGAGAUGAAAUUGUCUCUGGUUCGUGGGAUUCCCAAGUAAACUUAAAUAUGUAUAAAAAUAAACCAAAUCUUAAAAGAAGUAGUACAGAACAAAUUGAAAGGCCUUUGCGUCGAUCACGUCGUAUAGCUCAUCGCAAGGGAGAAUUGGAUGCCGAAGAUGAUGAAGAAGACGAAGAAAAUGAGUUUUAAUAGCUAGAAUAUAUAUAUUUUUUUUCUUCAGACAUUUUAUAGAAUAACAUCGUACACCACUAAACUGCAUAAAUGUAUGUAUAUAUAUAUACAGUAUGUACUUCAGUUUCCACCUUCCUCAAAUUUAACUUGUUAACACACUCCACACACAGUGUAGUAAGUGUGUAUAAAAUAGUAUAACAAUGAAUGUAAAAAUUAUAUUUUUUUUAAGUUUUCGUAACAUUAAUUAUUCGUAAAUCUUGAAGUAUAUAAUAUAUGACUUUAUUUUAGUUUAGUGUAUAAUUUUUAAUUUUACUCAUGUCGUUGCUCAGCCUACAAAAAGACCGAUGUGUUUUUUUUUUAAAUAAAAUGUGUGGUAUUUUUGUGGGCGACGAUGAUGUCUUUUUUUUGUACUGUUCAACAGCUGGAAAUUCCUUUAUUUCGAUUUUUAAAUAUGGCUAUGAAUUAAUGAAAUUUAUGUGAUUUUCUUUUUAUUUUAUAUUUUGAAUUUUAAGUUUUCUUCAUUCAUUUCUCUAUGAGUUCGAGCAAUGUUUUUUAGAAUAUUUUUAAUAAAAUUAAAUAUAAUAUAGUAAAA
Calliphora vicina (urban bluebottle blowfly) is the source of this 2419-nucleotide messenger RNA. RefSeq names its product DDB1- and CUL4-associated factor 11. The transcript has 6 exons. Gene Ontology annotation, molecular function: protein binding. Gene Ontology annotation, biological process: proteasome-mediated ubiquitin-dependent protein catabolic process. Gene Ontology annotation, cellular component: Cul4-RING E3 ubiquitin ligase complex. The record is from RefSeq and is a predicted model, not a curated record. NCBI's taxonomy places the organism in Eukaryota, Metazoa, Arthropoda, Insecta, Diptera, Calliphoridae. Bases 271 to 1845 code for a protein of 524 amino acids.